AUGCCUCCAAGAGACACAGUUUCCAUCGACCAAUCUAGACACUGUGCUCCCUCGUUCACAAUGCCCAAACCUGUGGCAGAGAAAGGCUCGUCGGUGACCUCGAGUGAGUCCAAGUGCAGUGUGUGCCAGCAGUACAAGCGUUCGGCCGAGCUGUCCAUCCGCUACGGCCAGUACGCAUGCCGCUUCUGCUUCCGGUUCUAUGCUGCUUUCCUGAGGAAGCCCAAGAAAUUUGUCUGCCCCAAGGAUGGAAACUGCAACCUCGCACAGCCGUCCAAGUGCAAGGGAUGCCUCGUGCAUGCGUGCUGGAACUUGUUUGACAUCCCGGCUCCCCUGAAACAUCGCAUGCAGCGACACCUUCGGCCGCCUCGGGGUGACUGCCGUCCACGGCGGCCGCCACGGAAACGGAGAUUGUCUGAGGACAAGACACGUGCUGAGAACCUCUCAGAAAUGCCAAAGCCUGUUCUUUCUAGUCCAGAGGAUUCACAGGAUACCCUGACUUCCAGCAGUGAUUCAAUCAAGAGCACCCACGGGCCACGCAUCAAGCACGUGUGUCGGCGCGCUGCUGUUGUACUGGGGCAGAAGCGGGCCACCUUCUCCCCGGCGCCUGCCGGCCGCAUCAGCCUCAGUGCCCUGUCCGAGGAGGACAAGAGCCGCCUUGCUGUGCACCACUCAUCGCAAGAAGAAGAUUCCUCUCCCGAGGUGCCCGAGCGGAACCGCCGGAAGGACGACAGCAAAAAGAGGGACGACAGCGGAGGCAGGAAACGGGACGAGGGGGGCCGGAGGAGGGAUCACGAGAGGAGAGGCGGCGGCAGCGCACCCGGAAGGGACGAUGAGCAACACCACCCACCGCCGCAUGAGAGGUCGCGUCGCGGCAAGGACCACAACUACAGGACGGACCACCAACACCACCGCGACCAGCAUCAGCGGCAGCGGCAGCAGAGUCAAGACGAGGAGCAUCAGCAGCACCAGCCUGACCGGCAGCAGCAGCAGCAUGGGCAGGAGCAGAAAGAUGGCAGUACCGCCAGCGAGCGGGAGUUGCCGCGGCAGGAGGAGCAAAGUCAACAGGAGAGGAGAGAGGGCACCGCAAUGAGCGGUGAUGAGAGCAAGGUCGGCCAGGAGGAGAAGCAAGGAGCGGAGGAGGCGGAAGAAGUACCGAGGGCACCGGAGGCGAAGAAGAGGAAAUCGGAGACCGACGAAACGGGUGCAGGGGGCCCGGUGGUGGAACAGCUCGAUCAGCUGGUGAAGCAAGUGAAGCAGGAGGAUGUCAGUGACGAAUUGGGCCCGCCGGCAACGCAGCCUUCUAGAACGCAGUCGCCCGACAUCGCCGAGGAAAAGGAGCAACCUUCGGAGGCACCGAUGGAAGAUCUCGCCUCAGAUAAAAGCGGAGAAGGAGAGGCGCCGGUGGAGACAUCGAGGUCCGGUAGGGCGCUGCGACGCAAGACGGAUCAGCACCGGGGAUCUUUGGCCAACCUUGGUUACGUGAGGGUUCGCAAGGGCCGCUGCAACCAAUGUCCAGGAUGCUUGGCUGAAGACUGCGGCAAGUGUGUCUGUUGCCGGCAUAGGCGCUGCUCGAACUUGUCUCUGAAGCCGUGGAACCGUCCUGCACUGACCGAAGCGAGUGAAGCAGAGCUGGCUUCGGAGCAAAGUCAAAGGAGCCCCCCGGAGUCGUGCAAGAUCGAGGAGGAAGCCGGCGACAAGCCGGAAGCCGAGUCGAGAACGAGGAGGAAGCCAAAGAGGAUGCUGCCACCAAAGCCAGUGCAGAGGUACAGGCCCAAGCUGGACAAGUACAAGCGGUUGCUGAGACAGAAGGAGAAAGCCGAUGCCGAAGAGUCGAGAGGGGCCAAAGAGAAUGGUUCCUCGGCUGGUGGUGUUACCGCUGACCAGGAGACUGCAAGCCAGGGCAGCUGGGAGAACAGCAAUGGCAGCACCAGUACCGCUGCCAGCAGUACUGGUGGCAGCAACAGCGCAGCUGCCAAGGAGGCCAGGCUGCAGGCAAAGGUGAAGUACUACAUCUGGGAGACGUGA
This is a messenger RNA of Rhipicephalus sanguineus (brown dog tick), 2025 nucleotides long. RefSeq names its product serine/arginine repetitive matrix protein 1-like. Gene Ontology annotation, biological process: regulation of DNA-templated transcription. The record is from RefSeq and is a predicted model, not a curated record. Gene Ontology annotation, molecular function: DNA-binding transcription factor activity; sequence-specific DNA binding; zinc ion binding. The coding region runs from base 1 to 2025 and encodes 674 amino acids. NCBI's taxonomy places the organism in Eukaryota, Metazoa, Arthropoda, Arachnida, Ixodida, Ixodidae. The transcript is spliced from 10 exons.